Molecule: messenger RNA, 929 nt
Organism: Heterobasidion irregulare TC 32-1
Lineage: Eukaryota; Fungi; Basidiomycota; Agaricomycetes; Russulales; Bondarzewiaceae
Exons: 4
Coding region: 12-929 (305 amino acids)
Cellular component (GO): mitochondrial large ribosomal subunit
Molecular function (GO): structural constituent of ribosome
Source: RefSeq, a predicted model, not a curated record
GACAUCCAGCCAUGAACCAUUCCUCCCGCUCCUGGCUUUCCUCAUGUAGGCGACAUACCACAGCUCGUGCCCUCAAUUCGUGCUACCGCGGGCUGGCUACGGAGGCCGUAGCGUCAACAGAAACGACCUCGACAGGACCCCCCCCGCCCGUUAAACCUCGUCCAAAGCAGGCCUCUCGACCGAUUCUUCACACUUCUGUGAUAUUAAAUCGCUCGCCUAUACUUACGCGCACUCCCUCGUUCUUCGAGCGCGCUUUCUAUGCCUACCAGGCUCGCAUCCGUCGCGCGCUGCACAACCCGUUCCCAUACGAGUUCUACUUCAAGCAGGGAUCGCUUCUCGAGGCGAAGUUUAACCUCGAAGAGCGCCAGCGCGACCGCACCGCGUUUGGGCGCGGAUUUGGCGCGGAUUCCCGCAACGCGCCUGGUGCGAAGCUGACGGCGGAGGAUCUGAAGAAGUUUGGGCAGGCCGAAGACGAGUCGACGGUGUCCCGUAAGCACGCGAGUGACGAGACCGGGGAUGUAAAGAGCUUAGACCGAAAGGGACAGCGGAACCUGUACUUGCUGGUCCAACGGAAAGAGAAUGGGCGUGACGUGUGGGGAUUCCCGCAAGGCAAGGUCGAGGAGGGAGAGCUUUUGCAUCAGGCUGCGCGCCGUGACCUUCUUGCACAAUGCGGCGAGGGUAUGGACACCUGGAUCGUCAGCCGAAAGCCGAUAGGUCUCCACGAGAUUGAACCUUCCGCACCACCUAAAGACACCUCGAUGCCCUCGAAAACUUGCGUCUUUUUUUUCAAAGCUCACAUCAUGGCUGGCCAAGUGCAGCCAGACGGUAAAAAUGUCUCCGACUUCGCCUGGCUCACAAAAUUGGAGAUUCGGAAGCGGGUAGACCCUAAGUAUUGGGAUGCAACCAAGGAUAUGCUAUCUGACUUCUAA